AUGAUCUACCCACAGAGAGCCACAUGUUUUCUCGUCAUUGCCGUCCUCAUCCUCCUCCUACCACUGAUGUCUUCCUAUCUAUGCAUGGCUGCCGCACAUGACCCACUGCAUCAUGCUCCAGGUGGCGACAUUGGUGUGUGGGGUCGUUCAGAUGGGCUGCAUCAUGAAGGGGGAAAGGUGUUUGGGAUGGGGACUGCGAGGCGCUUGGGGCAGAGGAUACCGAUGAAGAACCCUCCCUCACCAGUCCCCAACGAAAACAUGGGGGUGGUGUUACCCCUGACACCACCACCACCAUCGUUGAUCAAUAAACAAGUGUUGGAGGUCCGGGAUACGAGCAUGCCAUGGUGA
Messenger RNA from Triticum turgidum subsp. durum (durum wheat), 348 nucleotides. Lineage: Eukaryota; Viridiplantae; Streptophyta; Magnoliopsida; Poales; Poaceae. The record is from the annotation of a GenBank genome assembly.